Molecule: messenger RNA, 3531 nt
Organism: Rhododendron vialii
Lineage: Eukaryota; Viridiplantae; Streptophyta; Magnoliopsida; Ericales; Ericaceae
Product: pentatricopeptide repeat-containing protein At4g30825, chloroplastic-like
Exons: 1
Coding region: 303-3113 (936 amino acids)
Molecular function (GO): protein binding
Source: RefSeq, a predicted model, not a curated record
CAGCCAAAAAAAAAAACUCUAGUAGUUAGAGGGUUGUCGAUUAACGGUUAUUUGCAUCCACUGCUUCGAAGCUCAUUAUCUGAACUACCUCCUAAUUUGCACAGGUAUCACUUCUCUCUCACUCUCUCACUAGGGUUUCAUUUCCAUCAAUAUCCCACAUUCCAUAACUAUGAAUUGCCAGAAACUCACUUCCUCUCACUACCUUUUGACCUCCAACUGAAUUACAACUAAAUUACAUUUGAGUUUCAUGUAAUUUCAGUGAAUUUAAUGCAACAAAGGUGCGAUUUUCACCAGUCUAUCCCAUGGCCUCUUUGAAAUUCUCCGUCUCAUUGGAGUCUAAGAACCCUAAUUUCGCCAUUGGCUCCUCACAACUAUUGGGUCAGUGUUCAAUUUCUGCGUUUACGGGUGGUUAUGUUCAUAUAACUGGUGUAUAUCUCAUCAACACAUUUAGCAACCUCAAUAGAAUUAGGGUAUCUCGGGCUGAUACCGCGGUAUCAGACGAUUCGGGUUCGAAUGAAGUUGAUAGUUCCUUUGAUUGUUCAACUAAAGAAAUGGGUAUUGCGGGUUUGGUUUUGGGAAAAGGCUUGGGUUUUGGUAGGAAAUUUAGUAAGGGUAGGAGAAAUGUAUGGCAACGGGUUCGGGGUGUGAAGAGAGUGAGGAAAGAUGUGUAUUUUAAAUCUACUUGUGGAGGGAAUGGUAGUGACUACAGCAAGGAACAACAAAGUAAACCUAUUGUUGUAGAUGAGCAAAGUAUUUCUGGCGUUGAUGUUGAUAAAGUUGGGGCUUUGAGUACCGAGCGUUGCAACUCUAUCUUGAAAAAUUUGGAGAGGACUAACGAUGAUAGCAAAGCUCUGAAGUUUUUCGAGUGGAUGAGAAGAAAGGGAAAGUUGAAGCAGAAUGUAGCGGCGUAUAACUUGGCUCUCCGGGUGGUGGGGAGGGCAAGGGAUUGGGAUCUAGCAGAGAAGAUGAUUCUUGAAAUGACUAGUGAAUCAGGUUGUGAACUCAACUUUCAGGUUUUCAAUACGCUUAUUUAUGCUUGUUCUAAACAAAGGCGCGUGGGUUUGGGUGCAAAGUGGUUCCGUAUGAUGUUGGAAAAUGGUGUGCGACCUAAUGAGGCGACUUUUGGUAUGCUUAUGAGUCUUUGUCAAAAGAGUAGGAAUGUUGAGGAGGGUGAGUUUACUUUUUCCCAUAUGAGGAAUUUUGGAGUUAGAUGUCAAUCAGCAUACUCUUCUAUGCUGACGAUUUAUACCCGUUUGGAUUUGUAUGAUAAAGCAGAAAAAGUGAUUAGUUUCUUGAGAGAAGAUGAAGUUGUCUUGAAUAGGGAGAAUUGGUUGGUCUUGAUUAAUACAUAUUGUCAACAAGGCAAGUUGGAGGAGGCUGAGCUUGUAUUGGUUUCGAUGCAAGAAGCUGGAUUUUCCCCUAAUAUAGUUGUCUACAAUAUGUUGAUCACCGGAUAUGGGAAGGUAUCUAAGAUGGAAGAUGCACACCGCCUUUUCCAUAACCUAAGAGCCAUUCAAAUUGAGCCUGAUGAAACAACAUACAGGUCCAUGAUCGAAGGGUGGGGUAGAGCCAAUAAUUACAAGGAGGCACAGUGGUACUAUAAGGAACUUAAACGGGAAGGAUUUCGUCCCAACUCAUCCAACAUGUACACAAUGAUCAAUUUGCAAGCCAGAAAUGGGGAUGAGGGGGGUGCCCUUACAACACUUGAGGACAUGAUUACAAUGGGUUGUCAGUAUUCUUCUAUGCUUGGUAUUCUUUUACAAGCAUAUGAGAGAUAUGAAAGGUUUGAUAAAGUGCCUCAAGUUUUAGAAGGUUCCUUUUAUGAACAUGUACUGUGUGACCAAACGUCGUGCUCUAUUCUGGCCGAGGCUUAUGUGAAACACUCUUUGGUUGAUGAUGCAGUGAAAAUUUUACAGAAUAAAAAGUGGAAAGAUCGGGGUUUUGAGGAUAACUUGUACCAUUUGUUAAUAUGCUCGUGUAAGGACAUGGGUCAUUUUAAGAAUGCUAUCAAGAUAUAUACCAAUAUGCCAAAAUCUGAUGAAAAGAUAAAUUUGCACAUCAUUUGCACCAUGAUAGACAUUUACAGUGUUAUGAAGCGGUUCACAGAAGCAGAGAACAUUUAUCUGAAUUUGAAAUCCUCAGGUAUAGCCUUGGACUUGAUUACCUUCAGUGUUGUGGUAAGAAUGUAUAUCAAAGCUGGGAAUUUAAAAGGUGCCUGUUUGGUUUUAGAGACAAUUGACAAACAAAAGAACAUUGUCCCUGAUAUUUAUCUUAUUUGUGACAUGCUCCGCGUUUAUCAAAAAUGUGGCAUGCUAGAUAACCUGAGAGAUUUGUAUUACAAAUUAUUGAGGUCUGAAAUCACUUGGGAUCAGGAAAUGUAUAAGAUGGUGAUAAACUGCUGUGCUCGUGCCUUGCCAAUUGAUGAGCUGUCAAGACUUUUUGAUGAGAUGCUUGAUCGUGGUUUUGACCCUGAUACUGUUACUUUCAACAUUGUGCUUCAUGUAUAUGGCAGAUCCAAGCUUUUCAAAAAAGCUAGAAAAGUGUUAUGGAUGGCUAGAAAACGAGGCAUGGUUGAUGUUAUCUCUUAUAAUACCCUUAUUGCUGUGUAUGGGCAACAUAAGUACUUGGGGAACAUGGCAUCGAUUGCCAAGAAGAUGCAAUUUGAUGGGUUUUCAGUUUCUCUUCAUGCUUACAAUUCUAUGUUGGAUGCAUAUGGGAAAGAAGGUGAAAUGGAGAAAUUCAGGAGUGUUUUGCAGAGAUUGAGGGAAUCGGGUGCUGCUGCUGAUCACUACACAUACAAUAUCAUGAUUAACAUAUAUGGAGAGCAAGGGUGGAUUGAAGAAGUAGCUGAGGUGCUGAUGGAAUUGAAAGAAUCUGGUAUUGGGCUGGAUUUGUGCAGCUAUAACACGUUGAUAAAGGCGUAUGGAAUAGCAGGAAUGGUUGAAGAUGCUUUGGGCUUGCUGAAGGGAAUGAGAAAAAAUGGGAUAGAACCCGAUACAAGGACCUAUAGGAACGUUCUCACUGCGCUGCAAAGGAAUGAUAUGUUCUUUGAGGCUGUUAAGUGGUCCUUGUGGAUGAAGCAAAUGGGGUUGUCCCCUAAUGUUUGUGGAUGAAGCAACUGGAGUUGUUUCCAUGUUUCUGCUCAUUCUGCCUUUCAAAACUACUGAUUGAAUUUGCUUCUUGAACAAAUUGAAUCUUUUACUCCCAUUGUAAGAUAUAUUUUACCUGACCUAUGAAAUAUAACCCCAGAGUUUGUCUUUCCAUUCUAUACAACUGGGGGACAGGGCAAUAUUUUGAUUCCCUAAUUUUAUUUCCGACCUGGAGCCAAUCCUAUGGAUGUCAUGAGCGGGUCUUGGCGGAGCUUGCGUCAAGUAUGCAAUGAUACAAAUUGGUGACAGAAGAACUGGUGCCAUGUAGCAUUUUUAUUUUUAUUUUUCUUUCCAUUUAUAAUGGCAACUCUCCUGCCUAUCGCGGUGUUGUCUUAUGAGAAAGUUUUGAUUAUAACCCUAAUUAUCAUAUGACUUCGAUUUG